AUGGCCGAUUUUGCCAUAUCAUAUGGCAGUCAUAUGGAAUUCAAAUCAGACCGAGUGGCAGAAAUCAAUAUGGCACAAUGUUUUUCUAUGUGGCAAGAAAACAUGAACUACGGGCUUCAGUUACCAAUCAUGGCUCGUGUAACCAGGUUGGCUGCAGCCAUAAUUUUUCAUUGCGAACUGGAAGAAUUGGAAAGUUUAGAAGAAAAAAGAAAUCAAAGGAAAUUGAAACAGAAGCGCAAGAUUUGGGUUCGUGAAUUUAUCCUGAAAAGAAGUGAAAGAGGCUUUAUGCAAACACUCUAUAGAGAAAUUCAACAAGAAGACCCUCGUCUAUAUAGAAAUUUUGUUCGAUUAUCAUCUGAGGAUUUCAAUUAUUUGCUGCAACGAGUCGCACCAUACAUACGAAAACAAGACACGAUUUUGCGAAAAAGCAUUUCACCUGAAGAAAGAUUAUGUUUAACUCUCCGAUUUUUGGCAACUGGCGAUAGUUAUAAAUCUCUUAUGUACUUAUUCCGGAUUCCAUCGAACACUGUUUCGACCAUAAUUCCAGAAGUAUGCAGAGCUAUAUUUAAUGUACUAAAAGACGACUUUAUGAGUAUACCUGCAACUUCUGCUGAGUGGGAAGAAAAAGCUGAAGAGUUCAACAAACUUUGGAACUGCCCAAACUGCUUAGGGGCAUUGGAUGGCAAGCACAUAGUAAUGCAAGCACCACCAAAGUGUGGAAGUUUAUACUAUAAUUACAAGGGCACAAAUAGCAUAGUGUUGAUGGCGUUGGCCGAUGCAGCUUAUAAAUUUACAUAUAUAGAUGUAGGCUGCCAAGGUCGCAUUUCAGAUGGUGGUGUUUUUAACAGAUGCACUCUGUCAAAGGCUCUUGAGGAAAAAUCGCUUAAUGUACCCAAGGAAACUGCACUGCCCAAUAGAAACGUACCAGUACCAUAUGUGAUCGUUGCGGAUGAUGCUUUCUCGAUGAAGCAUUAUUUGAUGAAACCUUAUCCGUUUCGCAAUUUGAACGGUACACAAAGAGUUUUCAAUUAUCGAUUAUCUCGAGCUCGUCGAGUAGUUGAGAAUGCUUUUGGAAUUCUGUCUGCCCGGUUUCGAGUACUAAGAAAACCACUAGCUUUGAGUAUUGAAAACGUGAAAUUCGUGACCCUAAGUAUCUGUGCUUUACACAAUUUCAUAAUGUGCAGAAAUGAAUCGAGAACUCUUUAUGCACCUGCUGGAACAUUCGAUACAGAAAAUAGCGAUGGGACAAUAAAUCAAGGUUCAUGGAGAAACGAAACACCAGAGGGAAGCAUGAUCGAGAUGAACAGAAUUCCUCCAUCUAACGUGCCGAAUGAUGCCAAACGAAUCAGAGAAGAGUUUGAAAAUUACUUCGUUACAGAUGGAGAAGUUCCAUGGCAAUAUAAAUUUAUUUAA
Sabethes cyaneus is the source of this 1413-nucleotide messenger RNA. RefSeq lists its product as uncharacterized. The coding region runs from base 1 to 1413 and encodes 470 amino acids. The transcript has 2 exons. The record is from RefSeq and is a predicted model, not a curated record. Lineage: Eukaryota; Metazoa; Arthropoda; Insecta; Diptera; Culicidae.